CCCGGGGACCGGGUGGGGCGGGCAGCGAGACCGGCCCGGGGAUGGGGCGGGCGCUCCCCCCGCGGCGUGUCGGCAGCCCCCGGUACCCUUGCGGGGGUAGAGCGGUUGGGCUCCGCCGCCCUCGGCCCUUGGGGGUGAUGAGGCGAUUGCCCACCGUCUUUUCUCCCCGCGGGCAAGGUCCCGUUCCUCCUUUUCCCGGGAGAGUCGCAGAGCCCCGCCGGCCGGAGAGGCCCUGGCUUUCGGUAGGGCGCAUGGGCCCAUCCGCUCCCCGGGACUCGGGGGCUGUGCUGGCCGGGGCAGCCGGCCGUGCCCUCGCCUCCCUUUGUUGCCGCCUUGCUUUCCUGCAGCGCUCCGGGUGGGACCGAGCUGGCCCCGGACCCGCGGCUGUGCCCGCCCUCACGCCUCCGAAGCGCGCUUCCCGUGCAGGGAUGAGGUUUUCUCUUCCCCUUCGUGGCCGUGGCUGGUUCAGGGGAAGGGGAACUUAGGCCUGAGAAGUCUGUGCCUUCAAUAGCCUGAAUCCCCAACUGCUUCCCAUCUUCUGUGCUUUCUCCCUGCUUCGCUGAAUUAUCCUUUUAGGUGUUGUUGGUUCCCUUCUGUGCCUGCUUUUUCGUUUGAGUAAACCGCGGGCUUCUUGCACGGCUGCGUUGGGUGAUGUGUUGUGCAGCACCCAGAUUCUCUUAUACUAAAGCCUUUGUAGAAAAGCGUAAGUUGCUCCAAGCCAGUGUAGCCAUCUGUUAGGAAUCACACGCAAAGUUUUCUAGAAAGCCUUAGGCAAAGAUACUCAGACUCUCUGAUUUUCUUUUAAAAAAACUUAAGAGACAACAGGUCCUCGUAAUUGGAAUGUUUUUUUAAUUCAAGCAUAAGCCCUGCAAGCUUAUUUUAAAAAAUCAUCAAGACUUCAUCUUUUUUAAAAAGUCUUUUUUGUAAAGGAUUAUUCGAGUGUGAUGCUAGCAACAGUCCUCCAGUCCUGGUGAAUGUAUGGAUCUUUUUGUUUGCUUCAUUGCUUGUUUGGUGGAUUUGUUAAUUUUUCUGUUUUUAUUGGUCCAACACGUGGUCAGACAAUAAGGUAUGAACAAAGGAGACAGAAAAGACAGAGGCAGAAUGAAGAUGCUUCCGUCUUUAACUGUGCCUAAGGUAUUCAGUGUAUGUAUAUUCUAUUUGUUUAUGGAGUUUCCAGCUUUGUUUUACAGUACUUGUUUCUUUUCAACCCGAACAGUUUGUGUUUCUUUGGUACAGUGAUGAGAGCCUUCUUGAUCACAGGUUGCUUUUGGCCUGACAGGCCCAGACUCAAAGCUCUAUGUAGCCAUCUUUUCUGGAAGACCCUUGAAGUCUUUAUGAUGUCAUCAGAGUUGGGGUUUUUUUUUUAGCCAGCACUUCACAUUUCUACCCAAACUGUUAAGGUACGCAUUUUGCAUUGCGGUUCACCCUCAGCUUCUUGUGCACCUCCUCACUGGCUGAGCAUGAGAAACUGAAAAGUCCUGGGCUUAAAAUGAGCACUGCUUAACCAGAACCAACACAUUGGUGUGUUGCCAACAUUAUUGUCACACUAAUCCAAAACACAGUGUUGUCCCAGCUACUAGUACGUGCUUUAACGCUAUCCCAGCUGCUGAGAUUUGGGAUGUUAUUUUUUUAUUCCUGUGGCUAUCUAGAAUGUGUACAAAUCCUAGCUUAUUUACAUUCCUGUCUCUUAGGUACCUUGAGUAUGUAACAGCUCAUUUUUCCUCAUUGAAGACUAAUAUCCUGGAGACCAUCUGGCAAUGGCAAAGAACUGAAUAUCCCAAAUCUCAGCUUUUAUUAGAUAGUAAUGUUUUUUAGUUAAUAUAUCAGAAAGGUACACAGAGCUAUCUCUGGGAGUAAAUAUACUGUUAAGACAAUUCACUAACCCCAUUUAUAAUAAUUAGGAAGGAAUUGUCCUUAACCAGGCAGUGUGCUUUCAAAAAGGAAAGAGUUAAAGAGGCAGGAUGUCCUUACCAACUGGAAGUUAGUAGUCAUGAGUUCUAAAAUAUAUAGGUCUUGCUGAUGUUUCACUGGGAAAUCCAGGGGCUUGUAUCAGAUGUGUUCUAGAGAAUGCCUCUAAUGAAUGACAGUUGUUUGAACUAGUAGUUGUUUUAUGACACUCAACAGGAUUGCUCCAGUUCUUUUAUUUAUGAUUAUGAUAAGUUAGAAGAGCCUUGAAAAUGUCCACCUUUCAUAUUAAUUUACCUUUUUUUUUAAUGGAAAUGGUGUCUUCUUUAGAAUGUGUCUCAGAAAUUUCAGUCCCCUAAACAUUUCAUGUUUUUGAGGUAAUGAUAUAACAAUUUCAGCUCUUUUGGAAGUAAUUUAGGAUUCAAACUGAAAUGUGUGUGUCAAAUUUCAGUCUUAAGGAAGUCCCAACUGGCAAAACUCUGAAGAGCUGAAGGAAAAUAACUGUACUUUUGUAACGGAAAUACAAAAUCAACCUUAGCAGUUCAUGAGAUGGAUAAUUAAUGGUUUUAUAAUUCAUAGGAGAUUAGAGGAACUAUCUGUGACUACUUUAUAUUAAAAGUUUAACAAAAUGGUUUUCCUUUAUCAAAUAAACAGUUCAAAAUACACAUUCCUUAAAUGAUGACUUAGGAGUCAAGUUGUUAAAUGAAAAUAUAUGGUGUAUACCUUGGAGAUUUAUCUUGUUUGCUCUUUUUCUCUUAGGAAGCCUGACAAAUAGAAAAAUACUACAAAGUGAAGAGAAAAUUUACUUCACAAGAACUGAGCUCUGCUUUCAUUUGCUUUUAAAUUUAUUUGUAUUAGUAGCUGAUUAGUGUCAGAUCAUCUCAGUGAUCUGGUGUGGUGAAAUUAUUAGGUUAAGCCUGGAAAAAAUGAAACAGUUAAAAAGAAAAAGAAAAAGCAAUUUUAGUGUUCAGGAAACUCAAACUCUCCUUAAGGAAAUCAGAAAAAGGAGAGAAGUACUCUUUUCGAAGCAACUUAAUACAACAAUUAAUGAGAUGAAACGGAAAGCUUGGGAGGAAAUAGCAGAGUGUGUCAAUGCUGUAGGUGAAGGAGAGCAAAGAACAGGGACAGAAGUGAAAAGGCGAUACCUUGACUGGAGAGCACUCAUGAAGAGAAAACGUCUGAAUGCAAACAUCAAAGUGGUAGGUGCUGGGUUUCACCUUCCUUCAUCCAAUUUAGAUGACUCUCUCAAUGAAGACAUGGAUGAGAAAAUGGGAUUUGCAAUUGAAUCUAGUUUUGAAUGGCAGAAUAUCACUGACUUCAGAGAAGCCGGUGGAUCUUUAACAGAAAUCAAAGUAGAAGAGGAAGAGGAGGAUCCGCAGAAUUUCGAAUUUCCUAUUGAGGAAGAAGAAGAAAUACUGUCAUCAGUUCUGCCAGAUUCGAAAAAGGAAAAUGACCUACCAGACUUCCCCCACAUUGAAGAGUUUGGAAAUUUGAGCUCUGCUCAAGCUAGGCUAGCGUAUGAAGAUUCUCACUUGCUUAUAAAUCUGGAGAAGCAAAAGGUGGAGCUGGAGAAACAGCGACUGGACAUCGAAGCCGAAAGGCUGCAAGUGGAGAAGGAGCGCCUGCAGAUUGAGAAGGAGCGGUUGCGGCACGUUGACUUGGAGCGUGAGAGGCUUCAGAUUGAGAAGGAGCGACUUCAGAUUGAGUGGGAGAAACUCAGGCUAGAGACUCUGCAUGCUGAAAAACCUGCCCUGGAAAAUGACCUCCCCCAAACAGAAAAACCCAUCAUGCAGCCUCUGGAUCUAGAAACUGAAAAGUUAAAACUUGAAAAGGAACGUUUGCAGUUAGAGAAAGAGAGGCUGCAGUUCCUCAAGUUUGAGUCAGAGAAGCUGCAGAUUGAGAAGGAACGCUUGCAAGUGGAGAAGGAGCGCCUUCGAAUUCAGAGAGAGGGUCACUUGCAGUGAACGUCUCAGCUAAGGUGUCAACAUUAGUGUUUUGAUGUUUCUAAAUUAGAAGUAGUUUGUUUCUUAAUACUGAAACUCUCCUAGAGGCUUAACAUUCUUCUGUUCAGAGUUGAAUGUUGAUGUUGAACUGCAAAAAAAAUGGUGCUCAAUAUGUCAGUGUGCCUACAUAAAUGAGCUUAUGUGUGAAAUUGCUUUUCAGUGUAUCAGAACUUAAGUGUUAUGUUCUCUUGUCUUCAGUAUUGUGCUGUGUUAGUUCGGUGUCCUCCUCAUAGAGGCCUUGAGAAGGAUCAAGGCUGAACCUUGUAUUUUCUUUGUCACUGUACUAACAGUAAGGAAGGAUCAAGAUAAAUCAGCAUUUGUUGUGAGGACAUGGUGCUGACGAUAGCCUGUAUGAUAAAGAAGUAUAAUUUAGGCAGAACAUGGGAAUACAGAGUCAUUAUGAGAUUGAGUCAUUACAUUUUAUUUCCCCCAUUUUUUUCCUCUACCCCCACAAUUGGGAAAAAGAGUUGAAGAGUUAUCUAGAAGUUAAAGUACAAGUUAAAUUUGUUGCAGUUGUGUUUACUGUUGUUCCAUGGCUUGAACUGAAUGGGAGUGCAGAAAAUAGGUUUGUUUUUUCUGUUGUUUAUUUUUUUUUUUUUGCAUGACGUAUUCAUAUUAGGUGAAGUUGCACAUCAGCCAUACCUACUAUAAAGCUGGACUUGGUUUCACCAGGUUGUUAAAAAUGCUGUAUGGAGUAGAGCACCUGGGUUAGUGUAGCACAGGGAUUUACUGAUUGAUCAGGCAUGCUGUCUAAUGAGUCUGUGAUGAUCCCCUAAAGGAAAUUGCUAGACUUUCUUUGUUCCUUGAAAGGCAGUAGCUGGUGAUGGGAGUCUCAGGAAUGGAGACAUGGAGACUGAGCACAGCCUAAGAAGAGCUGAGCUUGAACACUUACACACUCAUUGGUGGUUCUGCCUGGCCAGCACCAAGGCCAUGUCUGCAAGGCAGCCAGAAGAUGCUUCUGUGGCUCUCUAUGUAAUAUAUUUUAAUUAGAUGAACAGAAAUGGUCAGUGCUGAAGGCUGUAAGUAUUUUUCAUAAGCAAUGUAUUCAUACAACAAAAAAAACAACCAAGGAAGCUUUCUACUAUUUCAUGUAUGUUUAAAUCCCAACUGAGCCAGACUUCACCUUUCUCAUUGUUCUGCAAGUAACUAUCUUGUUAACUCCAUUGGAAAUUUAGGACUGUGAGAAUACUAAGUCUAAAUGUAGGUCGAGUGACUUAGGUAAAUUCUUGUGCAAGUAAAUAUAUUUAUACCACUACAGGUUUACUUUUAUUCUGCAAAGAUUAUUUUUUUAUUACUGAAACAAGUGUGCUUCUACAGUGGAAAUAAAUUUGACUACUACACUCCAAA
Molecule: messenger RNA, 5255 nt
Organism: Corvus hawaiiensis (hawaiian crow)
Lineage: Eukaryota; Metazoa; Chordata; Aves; Passeriformes; Corvidae
Gene: MSANTD4
Product: Myb/SANT DNA binding domain containing 4 with coiled-coils
Exons: 2
Coding region: 2832-3869 (345 amino acids)
Source: RefSeq, a predicted model, not a curated record